UGGUAUCAUCAUUUUCUACAACAAGAGUAAUCAUGAAGUAUUUCUAACAAAAAUUUCUCUGUUAAUUUCUUAGAUCUUUCAUAGAUAAGAUGAUGCAGAAGGAAACAUGUCGUCGAAAGCACAAAUCCUUGUUUAUAAAUUGUGGUGGUGAGGAGGUAACCGUGGGAAAGGCUCAUUAUCAUAACGAUACCUCAACAUCAAAUUUUUUUCAAAGUCCAAACGACGAUUGGGCUUAUAGCUAUUCUGGAGACUACUUUUGGGCCAGAAUCAAUGACAGUACUUUAGUAAGAAACUCGACAUGUGAAGUUUCCAGUCCCGAGGCAAAAUUAGAUAACAAUUUCCGCCUUGCUCCUGUCUCUCUAACGUAUUAUGGGCUUUGCUUGAGUAAUGGCAAGUACCAUGUGACACUUCAUUUUGCUGAAACAUUAUACUCGAAGGGAGAAGAUAACAGCAGAGUAGGGAAACGUGUGUUCGAUGUGUAUAUUCAGAAAGAGAGAGUGGAGAAAGACCUCAACAUAAAGGAAGCUCUUGGAGGACAAAAUGAAGAACUAAAGCGACAAUACACCACCAAAAUACGUGAUGGUUCGUUGGAGAUCCAUUUCUUCUGGACUGGCAAAGGAUCUCUGUACAAUCCACCUGCUAUCAAUGGACCUCUCAUAUCAGCUAUUUCAGUCACCCGUGUUCCCAGAAAACUACGUCCUUGGGAAAUUGCGGUGAUUGCAGUAAGCUGUAUUUUAUUUCUGCUGCUGCUGCUGGCUUUCAUGUGGAGAAUGGGCUGGAUAGGAGACAGAGAAUUACGGGAAACAAAACUGAAGAUCGGAGGAAAACCUUUCACCCUUAAACAGAUCGUUGAUGCAACUGGAAAUUUUAGCCCCGAGAACGAGCUUGGUAGGGGGCGUUCUGGGAUAGUAUACAAGGCUGACCUGCCAAAUCUGACAGUAGCAGUGAAGAAGCUAGACCCAAAGUCAAAAGCAGUUGAUGAAAUAGCAAGCGAAGUUUAUGCUAAGAAGGCCUUGGACUUGAAACAUGACAACGUUGUUACAUUGCUUGCUAGUUAUUCCAAAAGGCACCUGCAUUUGCUCAUCUACGAAUACAUGAAACAUGGCUCACUUGGACAAGUUUUAUUUGGUACAAAUUCUACCGAGCAACUCGAUUCGCCGGAAAGAUCUACAAUCUGCCAGGGUAUAGCGAAGGCUUUGAAGAAUCUACUUAGAUGGAAUCCACAAACAAUUCAAAAAAGCACAGAUUCAAAUCCUAAAGUGCAACUUGAUUGGCAAAAAAGAUUUAAUAUCUGCAGGGGAAUAGCAAAGGGUUUGAAGUAUCUACAUGAAAGGAAGCCACAAAUAAUUCACCGAAACAUUAAAUCCACUAAUAUUCUGCUUGAUGCAAGUUUGAAUCCCAAAAUAUCAGAUUUUGGAUUGGCAAAGCUUUACGAGGAGGGAAAUCCAUACAUUGCAGUUGGAGCAGGAAAACAACUUUCAUACAUGGCACCAGAAUAUGCAACCCGAAGAGCCAUGACUGUCAAGGUCGAUGUCUUCAGUUUUGGGAUCCUUCUUCUUGAAAUCGUUAGUGGGAAAAAUAAUGCAGAUUCUACUGGGGACGAAAACUCUGUUUUUCUUCUAGAUACGGCCAGUAAGUUGCAUGCGAAGCAAGAACUUGAACAGCUAGUUUACACAAGGUUGGACACUAGUAGUGAAAGCGGACAAGCAAGCAUUGCCUUGAACCUGGCAAUAAUGUGCACCGAUCAAUCACCUUCUCUCAGGCCUACAAUGUCUCAGGUUGUGGCUGUACUUGAACGUUCAAAAACCAUUGAGGAUAUUUCUAAAGAGAUCAAUACCUCGGCAUGAUUUGGCGUCUGUCCUGCGUUACCGGAUGGUCGAUAUAGCUUGUGGCUGUGUGUUUUGUUUAGUUUCUCUACAUUUAUGGAUAGUUAUCUCCUUGGUUUCUUUUCCUUGAUGUCCUUGUGUUUUUCAAAGUGAUCAAUACCUUGGAACGAUUUGCAGUCUGUCCUGCAAGACCUGAUGGUCGAUAUAGCUUGCGAUUGUGUGGUUUGUCAAUUUCUCUAUAUUUAUGGAUAUUUAUCUCAUUGUUUUCUUUUA
Molecule: messenger RNA, 2099 nt
Organism: Populus trichocarpa (black cottonwood)
Lineage: Eukaryota; Viridiplantae; Streptophyta; Magnoliopsida; Malpighiales; Salicaceae
Product: probable LRR receptor-like serine/threonine-protein kinase At1g53430
Exons: 10
Coding region: 90-1847 (585 amino acids)
Biological process (GO): hormone-mediated signaling pathway; protein phosphorylation
Cellular component (GO): plasma membrane
Molecular function (GO): protein binding; protein kinase activity; ATP binding
Source: RefSeq, a predicted model, not a curated record